Messenger RNA from Recurvomyces mirabilis, 1014 nucleotides. RefSeq lists its product as uncharacterized. The transcript has a single exon. Lineage: Eukaryota; Fungi; Ascomycota; Dothideomycetes; Mycosphaerellales; Teratosphaeriaceae. The coding region runs from base 1 to 1014 and encodes 337 amino acids. The record is from RefSeq and is a predicted model, not a curated record.
AUGCCCCGCAAGAAGAGCACAGUGAAAGCAACGGCGGAUGGUCCAAAGCAGAAACCUGAGGUUAAAGAGGAAGCGAAGACCACGCCGAAGGACUACCCAAAGCAGGAGCAGGAGCAGGGUGCUGAGGACAAGCACGCAGGCCAGUCCGAUUCCAAGGCCAAGGCAACAAAUAAGCGCAAGAAGCAGGCCAGCAAUGACGAACCACAAAAAGCAGCUCGUCGCUCAGGUCGUGGUGCACCAAAAGCCACACCUUCAAAGCUGCAGCUGCUGAAGUACAUGUUAUCGAAGGACGCCGAAGCACUAUGUCGACCUGAUGACGAAACGCAACAUAUGAAGACGCGAGGCAAUAUCAAAACAUACUCUUCCAGUGUGAUGAAUCCAUACGAAGAGCUGAUGUGCGCGAUUGUCCUAUCACGACCUAUCUCUCAUCGACUAGGACUCCGAACAAUACGCACCAUUCUCAAUGACCCGUACAACUUCACGUCUGCCCGCGCGACCAAAGAUUCAGGCUCCGAAAAGCAGCAUCAAGCACUCUGGGAUGCGCGAACGCAGCACAAGGAUAAGACAGCCGCACAGAUUGGAGAACUCGCAGAAGUCGUUCUGCAAAAGUUCACAACUUCAAACGACAAGGAAGGCACAGAGAUGCAAAAGGUCCGCGAUGACUGUAAUCGAGAUGUCGACAAAGAGCGGCAGUAUCUCAAGGACAACAUCAAAGGGCUCGGUAAUACAGGCCUCGAUAUCUUCUUUCGUCGUGUUCAGUGGUUGUGGGAUGCUGGAUAUCCCUUUGUUGACAACAGAACCAUGCAGAGCUUGCACAAGCUGGGUCUGCCAGACGAAGGCGAGGAGUUGCACGAACUCAUAGUACAGCACUGGAGUGAGCUCGACACUAAGGUAGUCACUGGAAGUGAUGAGGAUAUGAAGAAGCGCAGAGCUCUGGUGACGGUGUUGGAGAGAGCUACGGGCAGUGAUCUGGAAGGGAAGCACGAGGCAUUGCUUGCGGCAGCAGCAGCGUGA